Globicephala melas (long-finned pilot whale) is the source of this 5503-nucleotide messenger RNA. It is a transcript of the gene ETV6, whose product is annotated as ETS variant transcription factor 6. Gene Ontology annotation, molecular function: DNA-binding transcription factor activity, RNA polymerase II-specific; sequence-specific DNA binding. NCBI's taxonomy places the organism in Eukaryota, Metazoa, Chordata, Mammalia, Artiodactyla, Delphinidae. The record is from RefSeq and is a predicted model, not a curated record. Gene Ontology annotation, biological process: regulation of transcription by RNA polymerase II; cell differentiation. Gene Ontology annotation, cellular component: nucleus.
CGGGAGAGAUGCUGCAAGAAACUUCUUAAAUGACCGCGUCCGGCCGGCUGUGGAGCGUUUCUGGGUUGGGGAGAGGAAAGGAAAGUGGAAAAAAACUGAGAACUUCCUGAUCUCUCUCGCUGUGAGACAUGUCUGAGACUCCUGCUCAGUGUAGCAUUAAGCAGGAACGGAUUUCAUAUACACCCCCCGAGAGCCCGGUGCCCAGUUACACUUCCUCGACGCCGCUUCAUGUGCCAGUGCCCCGAGCGCUCAGGAUGGAGGAAGACUCGAUCCGCCUGCCCGCGCACCUGCGCUUGCAGCCAAUGUACUGGAGCAGAGAUGACGUAGCCCAGUGGCUCAAGUGGGCUGAAAAUGAGUUUUCUCUAAGGCCGAUUGACAGCAGCACGUUUGAGAUGAAUGGCAAAGCUCUCCUGCUCCUGACCAAAGAGGACUUUCGCUACCGGUCUCCUCAUUCAGGUGAUGUGCUCUAUGAACUCCUUCAGCAUAUUCUGAAGCAGAGGAAACCUCGGAUUCUUUUCUCACCGUUCUUCCACCCCGGAAACUCGAUACACACGCAGCCGGAAGUCAUCCUGCAUCAGAACCACGAAGAAGAUAACUGUGUCCAGAGGACCCCGAGGCCGUCGGUGGAGAACGUACACCACAACCCUCCCACCAUUGAACUGUUGCACCGUUCCAGGUCACCCAUCACGACAAACCACCGGCCUUCUCCCGACCCCGAGCAGCGGCCCCUCCGGUCCCCCCUGGACAACAUGAUCCGCCGCCUCUCCCCGGCCGAGAGGGCCCAGGGACCGAGGCUCCACCAGGAGAACAACCACCAGGAGUCCUACCCCCUGUCAGUGUCUCCCAUGGAGAAUAAUCACUGCCCGCCGUCCUCCGAGCCCCACCAGAAGCCCUCCAGCCCCCGGCAGGAGAGCACGCGGGUGAUCCAGCUGAUGCCCAGUCCCAUCAUGCACCCUCUGAUCCUGAACCCCCGGCACUCCGUGGAUUUCAAGCAGUCCCGGCUCUCCGAGGACGGGCUGCACCGGGAAGGGAAACCCAUCAACCUCUCCCAUCGGGAAGACCUGGCAUACAUGAACCACAUCAUGGUCUCCGUCUCCCCGCCCGAGGAGCACGCCAUGCCCAUCGGGAGGAUAGCAGACUGUAGACUGCUUUGGGAUUACGUCUAUCAGUUGCUUUCUGACAGCCGGUACGAAAACUUCAUCCGAUGGGAGGACAAAGAAUCGAAAAUAUUCCGGAUAGUGGAUCCCAAUGGACUGGCUCGACUGUGGGGAAACCAUAAGAACAGAACAAACAUGACCUAUGAGAAAAUGUCCAGAGCCCUGCGCCACUACUACAAACUAAACAUUAUCAGGAAGGAGCCAGGACAAAGGCUUUUGUUCAGGUUUAUGAAAACCCCGGAUGAAAUCAUGAGUGGCCGAACAGACCGUCUGGAGCAUCUUGAGUCCCAGGAGCUGGAUGAACAAAUAUACCAAGAAGAUGAGUGUUGAAGGAACCAGCCCCCGGCUCAGCGGGCCAAUAGCCAAGGGCACCCUGCCCGCCAGGAUGGCUGGGGCGUGACGGAGCGGAAGGGAAGAGACCCGGACAUGGCAGUGACACUUCUCUCGCCCAGCGUGAGGGACCCCGGAGCACCUUAGACAAACCACUCAGCAAAGGCGGCGCUGGAAUUCUGGCCAAGGGCACCAGCCUGGGACUCAUGUUCAUGGUUCCUUCUCAUUUGGAAUCUCUUUCUGUAAUUCCUCCCCCACCCCGUUCCACCUAUUGUUAAGUUUCAUGGUGUUUUUGGUUUUGUUCUUUUUUAAGACCAUGCAGUUUGACUUUUCAUCAUUCAUAUAGGGGAAGACAUCGAGGUUGUUUUCCUAUGGAAAUAUAUAUCUAUUAUAUAUAUAUAUAUAUUUUUUGCAAAUCUCACAAAGUGCAGAAGCGCAUCUGGUCAGGAGAGAGAACACUUACAAAAGGGUUCAGGUUCUCUUGACCCUGCCACGUGGAUCAGGUUUGUGCCUGUUGCUGUUGGGUCUUGGCUGGAAAAAAAAAGAAAAAAAAGAAAGAAAAAAAAAAGAUGCUUUUAAAAACGAUAAAUUGAAAAGGAGAGCUCUCUUCUUCUCUCUCUGGCUCUCUUUCCUUCCCUGCCCCGUCCCGUCCUCCCUCCUUGCCUGUUGUUGAAUUUCAGAUGCCUUUCAGCGGGGUUCAGCCUCUUUGGAGAGUCUUGGGAAUUGUUGGCACCUAAACGGGAUCGGUGGUCUGGGUGCUUUGUAGCCGGCGCCACAAAAAGCAAACCCACAUCCCAGCAUUUGGCCACCUAUCGGAGGGAGGCCAGAGACGUCCCGGAGGCUGCUGCCUUCCGGGAAGAUGCAUGCUAGUCCGGCAGGCUUCCCCUGACACAGCUGUGAGAACCGCGGGGCCCGGUGGUUCCACAGAGCGUAAGAUGAGCCUGGAAGGCUGUCCAGGUUAUUUGGAAGCCCCAGCAUCUUGGGAUUAGUUUGCAAGUGCUGCGAAGUGGGGAAAAAAAAUGAAAAAAAAAAACCACACAGGCCUGAUGGUCCAGGUGACAGACCUUCUGCAGUGGGGUGUGAAUUAUUCCAAAGUAGGUUAUGGAGGGUCACCUCUGCUCCAUCCCAAAGGCCAUCGUGCAGUCAGUUUCAUACCCUCACCUAAAUUUUUUUCAAUUCCCAGCCUUUUUUUUUUUUUUUUUAAGUUUCCUGAUCCCCACAGGACACAGGGCAUUUGAGGGGGAGGACCCUGGAGUGUGUCCUCUCAGUUGUCACUGGUGUUUGCCACGCCUGGGCAGACGGGAAAUUCCUCAGAUACCUUCCUUUUACCCUCUUCUUUCCUAGCUGUGUUUCAGAAUGGACCCAUGUGUGGCUCUCUUUCACCUCAAAAUAAGGUCAGUAGUAUCUUAUAAGAUGAGGAAGAUGCCACCCCUUAGUACUUCUGAUGAUAACGUAGUUUUCGAGAGCUGUUACAGUUUUGGGGGGGAGGGGUUUCCUGUUCAAUAGCCAUCUAAAUCAACUCUUCCAAUACAGGCUCGGAAUCCAACAUUAGGAGUACAGUCUUUUUUUACUCACGAAGAUUAGACCUCCCUUACAAAGCACCCCGUCCUCGUUUCUCUCCGCUUCCUCUGCUCAGUUGGGUGAGCAUCUCACGCCCCCCGCCCCCUCCAGGUGAAGCCACCAGAUGCCCAGGCAUGUCCUCAGGCCAUUUCUGAGUGAGUCAGGCAGGCAGGGGUUGUGGUCACCCGGGCAGGAGGAGUUCUCCACCCCUCCCCCAGCCCCAGCCUCACUGAUGAGGACACCAGCCUGCGGGGAGGGAGGGACAAAUAGGCUAUCACUCAAGGACACUGGAAACGCUCCGCCUCUCAUCCAACCACGGAUAGAUGCGCAGGGGUGGCCGGCCUCCUCCCAUCCUCACACACUCCCCCCACUCUACCUUCCAGAAGGUCGGGUUCGCGGUGAGGUCAGGGACCUUCUAUGUGUCCCCAGAUGAAGGGUUUGGGUUCAGUCUGCUCGAACGGGGAUGAAAUCCAGCUGGAUCCCAGCAUACUACAGAUGUCUUUCAAGAGCGUUCCAUAGCACACAGUGAUGAUCUUCCAGCCUCUGAGACGACUGAUGUUGGCUCUCAGAUGGAGAGAUUAAGCCAAAUACCUGGCGUGUUGUGAAGCCAUUGCGUUGCAGGGCUGGAGAGGGUGGGUCUUUACUGAGGCUCUCUGUGUGUGACAUAAAACCAGAGACCCAGGCACGAUGUCGCUCUUCCCUAAGAUUAGAGCAUCUCAUUCCGUUCACCCAGGUUUAAGGACUCGGGCUCUUAUUGUCCAAAGAAUCUUACAGUUGAAUUAUGGAGGGGAAAUUCCCCUUUGCCCCCAGGAUUUCUGUAUUUAAAGCAAUAUCCUGUAAGAGUCUGUAAGACUUAGGCUGGCACCUUCAGCCACUUGAAGGAAUAGAAGGUGGCAAUUCCAAUGUAGUCUUCACUGUCCAUCCAGAUGUUACCGUUAUUGGUUUUCUGUUCACUCCCUUAAUGGCAAAGGUUCUUCUCAUUGGUUCUUUGAGAGAAUACCUGAGUGAUGCCGAUACCAGGGGCACAGCAUUUACACACUGCAGACCUGAAAGAUGUCAGGUUCAAUUUAGGCAACUUUGAUGGAGCACCUGCUAGACACCCCGAGAGCUUCCCAAGAAUCGGGCACCAUCCUUGCCCUCCGAGAGCGUAUCUCCUACCUGCAGAAUCUAUCUAGCGUGAAAUUUCUCACUUCAACACUAAGCACUAGGGGGGACGAAAAUUUCACCUGGGACCAAACCAGAAGUACGUCCAUGAUCUGAAUAGUUGGCCUUUCCCUGCUGCCAUCAUGGGAGGUCUUGGCUUGCAAAAUGAGAAACUGGGAAAGGAGAACUCAGAAGAAUGCUGCAGGGGAGCAAACUUGCCUCCACCUGGGUCCGAGGCAGACAGUCUCGCUUGUACCUUGAAAUUCUCUAGCGUCUACUCUUCCCUGCACCUUGAGGUAACCAGGGUGCUUCCUCUCCAUCAGAAGACAGCAGUGGCAAUUGGCUGGACGGGCUACGUGGAAGUAAUGCUAUCCCUAAGAUCUUUCUGUCCCGAGGCAACUUUGUCGUGCCUAAGGUAGCAUCACCGAUGUUCCACAUCCUUUGAGGGGCGGGGGUAUCCCCACAGGAAAAGAGGAGUAACAACUGAUGGAUUUUUUUCUCUUUUCAGCAGUAUGUUUGGAACCCCCGCUCCAUCAUCUUCUUACACUGAUACCUUGGUCCAAGUGAGAAUGUAGGUUUAGCAGAAACUUAAAUGGCUUUGACGGGAUGUACCUAAAUGCCUAAGUAACCACACCUCCUCCGCCAUUCACUGCCUAGGAUCCAACUCUGAAUACAUGUCUGAAACAUUAGCUCCCCUUUUGAAGAAGGGAAAUCUGAGUAUCAGAGAGGUCCUGUGACUUGUCCUAGGAGCAGACGGCAUGCCAGGGACAGAAUGAGGAUUGGGACCCAGCCUGGCCAUACCCCGAUCUGACCCAUUCCCACCCAGGAAGCUGAAGAUAAAAAUUGGGGGAAAUACACAAAGAACAAAAGGCAGUUUCUUUGCCCAAGCAUUCGGUGCUAGUUAGUUUUCACCCACUCAACCUGUUUCUCUUCUGAACAGUAAUGGAGGGAGUGAUCCAAGGAGCCGGGGGUGGGGUGGGAAGGGGGGUGACAGUGGUCCCUGCCUGCCUAAAAACCACAGAAGACUAACCUGAUACCCUUUGGGCCCCAUCUGCAUCAACACUAAACAACGACAAACUCCCCGAAUCUUUCAUACAUGCCAAGUGAACAUUCUUGAAGAUAUUUCUCUGUGACUGCAACCACCUGCAAACGAGGACGAAUCUAGAAUUUUUUUUUUAAUUUCUAAUCUCUUGUUGUUUAUGAGGUGUGGGGUUUAUAAGGGACUGAAUCAAAUGAAUGUAACAAAAAAGAAAAAAAAAAAGCCUUUUCUCAGGGCCAGUGAAUUGCAAAUAAUUUUUAAAGAAAAGCCUAUA